AUGUGGACGCGCUCGAGCACCGGCUUCAACACUAUCCCCGAGAACGUCGCAGCCGUCGUGCUCUCGCACCUUACGGACCCGGAAGAUCGCGUCAGGCUCGCCGCGGUGAGCAAGGUGUGGAGGGACGCGGAGAAGGGGGGAGUCGCGUCGUUGCCUGGAACUCCCAGCGAGUUGAGCGAGCUCGGUCAAGAGUUUCGCUCAGCUGAUGAGCAAUGGAAGGCGAUCUACUGGUUCGAGAAGUCGGCCGAUCACGGCGACCCUGAGGGCAUGUACUGGCUCGCGCAGUACACCGCGUACUCGCGCUCCCCCCCCCCCCCGGUGUGUGUGUGCGGUGCCUGCACGGAAGAAAAAAACAGAAAGGCGGUGCACUGGUGGAAAAGGGCGUCCGAGCUGGGGCACGCCGAAGCGACCAGAAUGGUCGCUUUGUCCUACGAGCACGGCGACGGCGUGGAGAUCGACGGGUCGAAGGCGAUCGAGUGGCACGUGAAAGCGGUGGAGUUGGGUAACGCACUUGCCGCGGGGUGGCUCGGGAACGCCCACUACUACGGCCUGGACGGCUUGACGGAGAACGACGACGAGGCGCUGAAGUGGUUUCGCGUCGCUGUGGAGCUCGGCGACGCAGACGCCCGCAAACCAUCAUGGUGGGAAGAAGUAUUAUCAGUCUCGCGAAGCAUGGUGCACGUACUCGAGGCCAAUCUCGCGGCUGCGUGA
This is a messenger RNA of Micromonas pusilla CCMP1545, 711 nucleotides long. RefSeq lists its product as uncharacterized. NCBI's taxonomy places the organism in Eukaryota, Viridiplantae, Chlorophyta, Mamiellophyceae, Mamiellales, Mamiellaceae. The record is from RefSeq and is a predicted model, not a curated record. Gene Ontology annotation, molecular function: protein binding. The coding region runs from base 1 to 711 and encodes 236 amino acids. The transcript has a single exon.